Oncorhynchus kisutch (coho salmon) is the source of this 821-nucleotide messenger RNA. RefSeq names its product early growth response protein 2b-like. The record is from RefSeq and is a predicted model, not a curated record. The coding region runs from base 96 to 821 and encodes 241 amino acids. Gene Ontology annotation, biological process: regulation of transcription by RNA polymerase II. Gene Ontology annotation, molecular function: DNA-binding transcription factor activity, RNA polymerase II-specific; RNA polymerase II cis-regulatory region sequence-specific DNA binding. The transcript has a single exon. Lineage: Eukaryota; Metazoa; Chordata; Actinopteri; Salmoniformes; Salmonidae.
UAGUUUGUGAUUUAACGACAGCAGCUUCCUCCCGGGUGUCUGCCUCGCUCUCGCCUGAAACACAGAACCUUUACGCAUGAACCGUGAGCUGCACCAUGGCGCAGAGUCAACAUGAUAUAAACCACAUGUAUGCUCCAUCAUCGUACUCUUGUAGCAGGGAAAUGUACCAGGACCAAUCAACCUACCUGGCAACCUCGACCUGCCCCAUGUCCUACCAACAGCCGUCCCACUCAUACACGUCACCAAAGUCGACAGUGGACAGUGCGCUCUUAACCAUCAUGCCUGACUACAGCGGGUUCUACCAGCCAAAUUGUCAACGAGACAUCCAGGCUUUUCCUGACAGGAAAGUGUUACCAUAUUCACUGAACUCGCUGAGGCUUCCACCACCUCUGACACCUCUGAACACAAUAAGGAAUUUUACACGUGUGGGACCUGCGACAGAGGGCCCUUGUCAACCCAAUCCCUACAACACUCCAAAUUUACCCCUGAGGCCAAUACCGAGGCCGAGAAAGUAUCCAAACCGCUCAAGCAAAACACCUGUCCAUGAGCGACCAUACCCUUGCCCGGCAGAAAGCUGCGACAGGAGGUUCUCUCGGUCGGACGAGCUGAGCAGACACGUCAGGAUCCACACAGGGCACAAACCCUUCCCAUGUCGGGUCUGCAUGCGCAGUUUCAGUCGCAGCGACCACCUCACUACGCACAUCCGCACACACACUGGAGAAAAACCAUUUUCUUGUGACCACUGUGGAAGAAAUUUCGCCAGGAGUGAUGAAAGAAGGAGACAUACGAAAAUCCACUUAAGAGAGAAAGAGAAAAAGUAA